Cyprinus carpio (common carp) is the source of this 1879-nucleotide messenger RNA. Its product is annotated as ras-related protein Rab-38-like. Gene Ontology annotation, biological process: endosome to lysosome transport; phagosome-lysosome fusion. Gene Ontology annotation, molecular function: GTP binding; GTPase activity. NCBI's taxonomy places the organism in Eukaryota, Metazoa, Chordata, Actinopteri, Cypriniformes, Cyprinidae. Gene Ontology annotation, cellular component: Golgi apparatus; lysosome; phagocytic vesicle. The record is from RefSeq and is a predicted model, not a curated record.
UAAAUUUGAAUGGAAUUGCUGGUGAAGUGACUCUCAGAGCAGUUCUGAAGAUGAAGUUAAUGUGUUAAUGUCCUCAUACAGUGAGAUGACAGAAGCACCUCAUGCAGACCUGAGAUUAUUUCGCGGACCCCUGUAUUUUUAGGAUAAUCAGUGUAAACUUACAAUAGGUCCUACACUUAAGUCCUUAAGACCUUUACCACUGUAACUGCUGAAGAAAACUUGUCAGUUGUUGAGGGCGUUGAUCAUGAUAAAUACAUUCCACAGCGGUUGUAUACUCUGGUACUCUUUGUUAGUGUUUAAUCUAACUGUAUAAAUGAUUUUUUUUCGCCAGCUGUGAUUACCUUACCGAUGAUGAGGUUUCAACAGAUGCUCAGCCCCUCCGUCUCCUCACGUCUCCGGUCUCAUGCUCCACUGACGAGUCACAAGUUACGCUUUUCUCUCCGCGGGGCGUUUCUGUUCCUUCCCUCAGAGUCUGACCGCGGCUCCGUCUCACACAGACAUGCAGAACCAUCACCUGAAGGAGCACUUGUAUAAAAUCCUGGUGAUCGGGGAUCUGGGUGUGGGGAAAACCAGCAUCAUCAAGCGGUACGUGCACCAGAACUUCUCAGCGAACUACCGCGCGACGAUCGGCGUGGAUUUCGCGCUCAAAGUUCUCAACCUCGACCAGGAGACCGUUAGACUGCAACUCUGGGACAUCGCCGGCCAGGAGCGUUUCGGGAACAUGACGCGGGUGUAUUAUCGAGAGGCCAUGGGAGCCUUCAUUGUUUUCGACGUCACACGGCCGUCAACAUUCGAGGCCGUGACCAAGUGGAAGGAGGAUCUGGAUGCCAAGCUGAGUUUAUCCACCGGCAAACACGUGGCGGCCGUAUUGCUCGCAAACAAGUGCGAUCAGGGCAGAGACGUUCUCACCAACAAUGGCAUCAAGAUGGAGCAGUUCUGCCAGGAGAACGGCUUCGUGGGAUGGUUUGAAACUUCAGCUAAGGAGAAUAUUAAUAUAGAUGAGGCCGCACACUGUCUGGUGAAGCACAUUAUAGCUAAUGAGAAUGAUCUGCUGCAGUCAGAGGUCCCAGAAACCAUCUCGCCGCAGCAGGAGUCCAGCCGCGGAGGAACCUGCUCGGCGUGUUUCAGGUCCUGAAGAAGAUCUCCAGAGGGUCCCAGAGGAGCACUUCAUUCAACCUCAUCCUGGCUCUUUCAGGUCUUUCCAUCACGUUUCGUCUCUUCUCAUCUCGUUCACGUCUCCUCUCGUCUCUGUUUAUCUGUGUCAGCGCCGCAGGGGCAACCCUGUCGCCUUGUCUCGGUUUCCAUGGUAACAAGCCUUAUCGAACACUCUGCAGAGCAGACAUUUUUUAAGAGAAAGAGACAGUGGUGAGAAAUCCAUCUGCAGAACUUCACAAGAACUUCAGGUUCCUGCAGAAUCAAAACCCCAAAAGGCCAAUGCUGCAUUUUACCGUCCAUUCUUUCAUUUUAUUAUCAUUUUAUUGACCUACUUUGCUGUUAAUUCAUAGUUUUACUUGCAAACAGAAAUCGGCUGAAUAAGCAAAACCAACAAAUUAAAAACGUUAUAUUUUUGCCCUCUGAGCAAAGUGAAACUGAAAGUGAAUUUUCCAUAAUUUUUUUCAAGUCAGCCGAAGUCAUGCUGCUCAUGAUUUAUUCAGGUAUUAAAAGUAUUGAUGAAUUUGAACAUUUCCGGUACGUGCAGUUGCAGAUUCUUCGAAAACAGGGUUUCUGAAAAUAAAUAUAAGACUUUAUAAAACCACGUAAAGGAAAUUUAAAGAAUAAAAUGUAAGGAAAACAAUGUCAGUAUGGUGUCUAAAUGUCUUGUAUUCACAACACUUCAAACUCUGAAAAUACAACUUUCAACAGAUCUACAUUACUUUAU